Messenger RNA from Botrytis byssoidea, 2346 nucleotides. RefSeq lists its product as uncharacterized. Lineage: Eukaryota; Fungi; Ascomycota; Leotiomycetes; Helotiales; Sclerotiniaceae. Bases 1 to 2346 code for a protein of 781 amino acids. The transcript has a single exon. The record is from RefSeq and is a predicted model, not a curated record.
AUGGAACAGCAUAGCGGCACCAAUUCCUUCGGAAAACGCAACAAUGAUGAUCCACCAAGAAGAGAAGAAUAUAUGUUGAGGCCACAAAGAGAAGCGUGGGAAGCUUCUCAAGCCUCGAGAAGAGACUCACACGCAUACCCUUCAAGACAAUUUCGAAAACCACAGGGAAGAAAAGUGGAUCGCUAUAGACCAAACUAUGGACCAAAUAAUACAUUUUCUCCUCGAGUUCCACGUCGCAAUUAUGCGGCUCGACAACCUUCGCGUCUCGAUCCUGGUACGCGUGAGACCACCACUCAGAGGUCUGAGAAUACACGCUUCGACACCGCGAGAACUUCGCUUAGCAGCGCUGCAGGAUCUGCAGAUACAUCGCAGGAGUUCGAGUCAGCCCCAAUGAUCUCACAUCCUGUAGAGGCCGCACCUCCCGCAGAGAGAGAAGCCCCUCGAUCAAGAGCCGAGGAUGAGCACGAGCUCCUUUCCGAACAUGCGGGAGGCCCAAUUCGCCGCUUCACCAAGCACAUGUGUGACGUUAUCACCGAAUCGAUCACAGAAAGUUCCGACGAUGAGUACUUGAGCGCGAUAGAGAUUCUCAACAGAGCGUGCGUAGACGUUGGAAUAAAAACCGGUACAGCUCUCGGAGUGCACGACUGUUGGAUGUACUGGCGCAAGAAGGUUAUGCAGAGUAACAUUGCUCUACUGUGGCCUGAGAGUAUAGAUGAUGUCGACGAGGAGGUACGAAAGUAUAGGCAAUUCAAAAAUACCAAGUCCGAUAGCACUAGAGCAGCAUAUGUAGCUAGAUUGGCUACAACGCCAGUCAUCGCUGAGAGCUCUGCGACAGCUGAGACUACCGAGACUGUUGCGGCACCAGAACCAGCUAGAGCUCCUACGUAUUGGACUCGAGAAGAGCAGAAUUUCCUCUUUAAUUUAGUGAAAGAGCGUCAAAAUCAGCAAUCUCCUAUGGGAGCCACAACUUUCUGGAUAUCAAUUGGGUUAGCAAUGAGGAAAAGGGGACAUACCAAGAAAUUUGCGGAAUAUCGCGAAUGGUUUGAGAAGCAUGGCCACACGCACCUCAACCACGACGAAACUGUUCACAUUUCGCGACCUCGCCAUCGUCGUGCCGGUGCUGGUGGAAUGCGAGUUGGGGUUUUGACACCGGAAGACUCUCCAGUCGACGAUACUCGCAGGAGAGGAAGAGGAGGUUCGCGGCUGAAUAGCGGUGGGAUGAGAUCUCGUGUUUCCCUGGCGCAAAGAUCGCCCAGGAUUCCCAAGACGCCCAGACCCCUCAAGCCACGGAUGGCAAGUGUGGUGCUACACGACGCGAAAAGUCUGGCGAGAGGCUAUAGAAACCAAGACAGGACGGCAAAAACAGCUGAAAAGUACCCUCUACAAUUGAUCACGCCAUCUACUGGCGAGCGUUUUGGACCUUUCACUACCGAGCCGCGGAGAGCCUAUGAUCCUCCUCCAUCCCCAGCCGCCAGCCCGCCCGGAAGUUCUUUGUUCGAAACCGGAGAUGAGCCACAGAUCGAGCGAGAUCUCGUGCCAUCAGAUCAGAACUCGACCACUUCUCGCUUGUCCCCUACACCUGCAUUGACAGAUGAUCAAUCCGUGAUGCCAGAUGAGACCACUACGCCUGAGGGAGCAGUGGAAUCGGGUGAGACAUUGACGUCAGAUGAAGGAACAUAUUCAGGAGAGCCAACGACGCCAGAUGAAAGAAUCGGUUCCGGAGAGACAAUGCCAAAAGAGGUCAAUGAUACACCAUCACUCCAACCAAACGAAACAGAGGAUGCAGAAGAUGAUGUACGAUGGACAGGCGACCUGUGGGACUUCGCCACUCCGCCCACAAUGCGACCAAGCGGAGCAGAUGAGAUGGCACAAAUCGAUAACCAAAUCGAAUUCGACUCGAGCCACAUCUCAGCAAGCACAGAUUCAAGCGAUGCUUCCACAUUCAUAGCACCUCCCACCUUCGAUGAUUCCCUGACAUCAAACGAGACAAUCAAAGAGAUCCCCUUGACUCAGCCAGUCUCGACGAAUGAUAUCGAGUCCGGAAAUAACGAUAGCUCGGAAACAGAGGCGCAAUUGUUACGAGAACAGCAGGAGAGGACUAAUCUCGAAAUCGCUAACUUGCGAGCGAAUUAUCUGAGAGUUCAGGAAGCAAGAGAGGAUGACAGGAAGAAGCUUGAUGAUACGGCGCAAGAACUAGACGUCAUAGUCCUGAGGAGAGCCGAGCAGCUGGAGAGCCAGACUGCUCAUCUAGCCGAGAUGCAAAGAAUCGAGGCGGAACUCGAGGAAAAGAUAAAGGCCAAACAGGAUUUGAGUAAUGCUCUUGAAGAACUGGAGUUUUAUGGAUAG